UGUCACGGGUCGCCGAAACAUCGCCUUCCUGCUUCCAGUUCGCUUAUGAAGGCCUGUUGGGUUAUGUUUGGCUCAUUAUUUUUGUGAAGCAACGACUACAUCUACACAACACAACACAACACAACACACAAUCACAUCAAUAUCAAGAUGGCUCCCUUUGCAAGACUCUCCUUUUGGCAAACUUCUGAUAAUGACAGCGUGGAAUCUUCGGAUCGAUCAACGUCCAUGGUCUUGUCCAAGUCUCCCAUGAAGAGCUUGGCUCGAUUUUGGCAACCUCCGAGCGAGACAUCGCUAUCGGCACCCUCGGAAGAGUUCAUGGUCAAGUCCCCCUUUGUCCCUCAGUCGGCUCCUCUGAGUUCAUCGGAAGAGGAUUCCAUGGACUCGUCCGACCGUAGUUCGGGUGAUUUUGUCAUGACCAUGGAAGAUUCCUUUCUCGCCAUCCUCGCGUUUCUGCAAGAUCAUCACGAUACUGUGGAAGAACUGGAAGAACUGGAAACUCGUGCGGAAUACUUGCAAUUCCUGCAACAAGCCGAAGCGCAUGUCGAACAACUCUGUCAGGAGAAUGGCGCCAGUGUCGAUAUCCCCACGAUUAUGGCACUCUUUACCACCGCCUGGACCGCCUUGCAAGACUAUUCCAUGGACUUGUACAAGAAAGCACGCACCAAAUACACCGUCUUUCAAAACAAACAAAUGGAAGAUUUUCUCAUUACGCAACAAUGGACACCCAAAGAACGAAAACAACUCCAACAAGCACAAAAACAACGACGACGUCCGUCGGCGUUGGAUCCUGUUGCCGAAGAACAGAUUUUGCGAGAAGGACUCGCAUGGACCACACGCUUCAAGAUGGAUUGUCAAAAGGGAACUGUACUUACGCAAGAAUGGGCACGCCACCUCCGGGCACUGCAACGGACUGCCACUGUCGUUGCCGUGUUUGUAUAACUAAAGAAUGGGGGGGCCACUGCCAAAACGAACGUGUAUACUAGAAACGAAAAGAACGGAACCUGCAAACUACUGACCACAGAUAGUUCAUAAAAAGAUGCAGGUUUAAUCCAACACUUUACAAGGGAUCUUCAAUAUCUUUAGCCGAGUACAUAGA
Messenger RNA from Seminavis robusta, 1096 nucleotides. The record is from the annotation of a GenBank genome assembly. Lineage: Eukaryota; Bacillariophyta; Bacillariophyceae; Naviculales; Naviculaceae.